Molecule: messenger RNA, 2338 nt
Organism: Motacilla alba alba
Lineage: Eukaryota; Metazoa; Chordata; Aves; Passeriformes; Motacillidae
Product: protein ecdysoneless homolog
Exons: 11
Coding region: 7-1827 (606 amino acids)
Cellular component (GO): nucleus
Source: RefSeq, a predicted model, not a curated record
GGCGCGAUGGAGGCGCUGCGGCGGCCGGCGCUGCCCGAGGACGCGCUGCGCUCCCGCCUGUUGGCGGCGGCGGGCCCGGGCGGCGAGGCGCUGCUGCGGCGCUGCGCUGAGCUGGCCCUGGGCCGCUCCGCCCCGCUCCUGGCCGCCUGCGUGUGGCAGCGGCAGCCGCUCCGCCUGCGCUCCGUGCCGCGCCGCGGGGAGCCGGGAACGGGCCGGGAGGCACGGCGGGAGGAGCACCCGGAGCGGGGGGCACCCGGCGGCUCCGCAGACUCUCGGUGUCACAGCACGGGUUCAGCCAGUGAGGCAUCUGGUGCCCCCUCCCUGCUGCAGCGGGGCCAUCCCCGAGCACAGCACACAGGAUUGUGGCAGCAGCAGGGUCUGGGAUAUCCGCAGGGAGGGAGACUCCGCAGCCCGUGCGGACAAUCUGUUCCUGUGCAUGGCGCUGCUGAGCCGCCUCUCCUCUCUCUGCCCCGUCCAGGCGACACCCCGGCGCACUUGGGCGGCACCACGGUGUUCGGGGAUAACGUGGAGGAUGAGUGGUUCAUCGUGUAUCUGCUCCGGGAGAUCAGCAGGGAGUUCCCGGGGCUGGCAGCCAGCAUUGAUGACAACGCUGGAGAGUUUCUCUUGAUAGAAGCAGCUGAUUUUCUCCCCAAGUGGCUGAAUCCUGAGAACAGUGAAAACAGGCUGAGUAAAACUUGUGUGACGUUCACUCGGUGUUUAUAUGCCCAGCUGGUGCAGCAGCAGUUUGUCCCAGAGAGACGCAGUGGAUACACCCUGCCCGCCCCAUCUCACCCUCAGUACAGAGCCCACGAGCUGGGCAUGAAGCUGGCUCAUGGCUUUGAAAUGUUGUGCUCCAAGAGCAGUAAAGUAGCUCCUGAUGCCAGGAGAAACGUGUUAAGCGGUCCUCUGUGGGAGAGGUUCCUCAGGAGCUUGAAGGAGAAGGAUUAUUUCAAGGGAGAAAUGGAAGGCUCAGCCAAGUACCUGGAACUGUUGCACAUGGCAGAAGAUCACUUCCAGCAAUGUGUUGCUGUGCCAGAAAGCUGUGAUGAAGUGAGCCCAGGUGAUGAAAUCCUGACACUACUAGAGACAACCCCCAUUGAUCUGAAGGAAUUUGAGAGAGAAGCAGCUUGUCUUCCUCCAGAGGAUGACGACAGCUGGCUGGAUAUUACACCAGAUGCUCUGGAUCAGGUGCUGAAGGAGGCAAGAAAUGAGUCCCUUCCUUCCACAGAUGAGGAAGAGCAAAAAUAUGACUUGGAAACCGUUGCUGAGAGCAUGAAGGCUUUUGUGUCCAAAGUGUCCACGCACGAAGGAGCAGAAAUGCCGUGGUCAUCUGAUGAAUCCCAUGUUACCUUUGAUGUGGAUUCUUUCACAAAAGCCCUGGACAGAAUUUUAGGGGCAGACUCGGAGCAGCUGGAUUCUGAUGAUCUGGAUGAAGAGGAGGAGUUUGGCUUCUCAGAUGAGGAUGAUGAAGACCUGGAUGCUGGCAAUCAAAGGCAGGAGCAGAAGGUGCCUCCUGAGCAGCUGGUGGGCAGUCUCAAGGCGUACAUGAAGGAGAUGGACCGUGAGCUGGCCCAGACCAACGUUGGGAAAAGUUUCAGCGGCCACAGGAGAGGGGCAGGUUCUGUUGGAGCAGCCACAUCUGAGAGUGCUGGCCCUGAUUGUGGAGCUGAGGCUGCUGAGCUGGCCCCCGUGGAUGUGGACAUGAACCUGGUGGCAAACCUGCUCGAGUCCUACAGUGCCCAGGCUGGCCUGGCAGGACCCACCUCGAACAUUUUACAGAGCCUGGGGCUGGAUUUACCUGAGAGCACAGAGCUCACGGGCAGCUGAGCAACACAGGGAGAGCUUUGGGCAAGGCAUGGCUGGUGGGGAGAUGAGCACAGGCACACGAGCAGCAUGUGGAAGGAGAGGCCAGAGGUUUUAAUUCAGAGCGUUCUGUUCAUUAUGUGUCACUUCAGCAGAGUGAAUUGACCUGCAGCAGCUUCUGUUUGGACACUGUCUUGGGUGGAAAUGAGAUUUUCCCAGUGCUGACACAGUUUCAGACAACUGAAAAAUGAUGUUGAAUGAAUGACUGAAAUGAGCUUUUCUUUUCUUACCAAACCUCUCUUCCAUUUUCCCAAUCAGUGAUCCACCUUGCCACAUUUCUCAAAUGUCCUUUGACCCAUUGCUAAGUGGGUUCAAUAUCUGGGAAGCAGUUCUUGUUCUGGAAAUGCUGCUGCCUUCAGGGGCACGUGGGGAAAUACCCCAUUGCAGGAAGAGUAAUUGCAUCAAACGUGUAAAUAUUGGCCAGAAGUAGUUUUUAAAUUUAUUUCAAUAAAAACAGAAAUACAGCUUGAGUACU